AACCGUUCAAAAAGAAGGUGGUUAGGGUAGUUUUGAAAGGAGUAUAAAAGCAAUAGAAGAAGCCAGUCAGCAGUUUUAGGGCUGAAAAAGAAGAUACAAAGCCGAACAUCAGGGCUACCUUCUCUAACUCUUCAAGAAAAACAAAUUCAAAGAGAAAAUGGAACAAUACGUAAAGGUUGAGAAGCCGAAAGUGGAAACUCCGAUUGAUGAAAAUGAGAUUCGCAUUACUAGUCAAGGCAGGAUGCGCAGCUAUAUCACUUACGCCAUGACUCUUCUACAGGAGAAAGGUUCAGAUGAAAUUGUGUUCAAGGCUAUGGGUAGAGCAAUUAACAAGACUGUGACAAUUGUGGAGCUGAUUAAGAGAAGAAUUGUUGGCUUGCACCAAAUCACAUCAAUUGGAUCCACAGGUAUCACUGAUACAUGGGAACCAUUAGAGGAAGGCCUUAAUAUUAUUGAAACCACGAGGCAUGUUUCGAUGAUUACUAUUACCCUUUCAAAGAAUGAGAAGGACACAUCUGCAAUUGGGUAUCAGCCUCCAUUGCCCGCUGAUCAAGUGAAAGCAUCAAAUGAUUAUGAUUAUUAUGAAGGAGAGGGCUCUCCAAAUGCCCGGGGCCGGGGUCGUGGUGGUAGAGGAAGGGGAAGGGGCAGAGGUCCACCAGGCAAUGGAUUUAUGUCUGCUGAUUAUGAUGACGGAGGCUGGGAUCAGAACCGAGGCUAUCCCAGGGGUAGGGGGAGAGGAAGGGGCCGUGGCUUUCGUGGCCGUGGAAGGGGAGGGUUCAAUUACAAUGGUCCUAUGGUAGAUCCCCAGCAAGACGCAGGAGGUUACGUGCGAGGCCCACCACCUGUUCAAGGCCGUGGUCGUGGUCGCGGGAGGGGAGGAGGUCGUGGAAGGGGUGGCCGAGGUGGGCGUUCCAAUGGCCCUGCUCCGGUUGCUGCUGGAGAUGCUUAAUUGCUCUUCAUUUGAACAGAAAAUGCGCAGGGGUACCUGUUUUGAAAGUGUGUAAUGCCUGCUCUGUCUCUAUGUUUGACAUUGGUUUCUUUUUUGUUGUCUUAACUAAUUGUACUUUUUAGGACAUCAUGAAUGUGUACCAUUAUAGACUAUUAGACUGUAGUUUAGAUUAAAGUUUCGUGUAGCCCAAUUUGUGGCAAUUUUUCCUUUUUUCUUUCCUAGAAGAGUAGGUUGAGUAUUUGUUUCGGUAAAUGUAUUUUGUUACAUAUUACAUUGGUGAGCAGUGCAUUCUUUUAUUGUUUA
Messenger RNA from Chenopodium quinoa (quinoa), 1252 nucleotides. RefSeq names its product myosin heavy chain IB-like. Bases 158 to 949 code for a protein of 263 amino acids. Gene Ontology annotation, molecular function: RNA binding. Lineage: Eukaryota; Viridiplantae; Streptophyta; Magnoliopsida; Caryophyllales; Amaranthaceae. The transcript has 9 exons. The record is from RefSeq and is a predicted model, not a curated record.